AUGUCCCAAUUACCAUUCAGCAAAGAUGCAUUCAUCGACAGCUUGCUGGAUCCCGCUCGUCUUCUCCCAGCCUCUGCUCGAACGGAUCAUAAACUCGUGAGCCCCACGGAAGAGAUCCAACGAUUCUUGAAGAAGGACCUGCUGGUCAAUAAACUGAAUAAAAUCGACCAAUAUCUAUGGCUGGCUGGCCAACCAAUACCGCCCAAGCCUCUAAAUUACCAGAUUGCAACCUCGCGGGAAAUUGCCGUGGACGAGAGAAUUGACAUGCAUAUGGUCUGGGAGCACUCUCGGCGUAUCCAUCUGAAGCCACUACCACGUUAUCUUCUCGAUUCUCAGUUUUGGGAGUCGCAUCUUGUGUGUAAGGGACCUUGUUGUGCUUCACCAGGCGAACCGGUUUGUCAAGAACAGACGUGUUCGCGAGAGCUAUACAAAUGCGCGCUUGGAUUCUUAUCUUCUUAUAUGGCCCUUGUACAAUUCGAAAGUGAUUUCUUCAUUGCACAAAACUACCAUCUAUUGCCGAAUACUAUCACCUGGGAAAUGUGGCUCAAGCUGAACCAGCAGUUGUUGAAGAACGAUGUGACCAGCCCCGGGAAUAUCAACUCACGGUAUUUGUUUGGAGAGCUGAGACUGUCGCGACUCAACCAAAUCUACGCAAUCCGCCAUGCUAGCGUCUUGAGCGGCUAUCAGUUCACCUACCAGACGUACGGUGAGCUGUUUUACGACUAUUUGACUCCGCUGACUGCGGCGACUAUCUACGUUGCCUUAGUAUUGACGGCGAUGCAGGUUGGACUGGCUACCGAUCGUUUAGGCUUCAAUUCACCAUUCCAGGACGCUUCCUAUGGAUUUACAGUCUUUGCAAUCCUUGGGCCUCUGAUCGGGGUUCUGUUGGUCGGGAUUAUUGGGGGCUUGGCCUUUGUCAAUAAUCUGAUAGUGUCGUGGAACUUUCAGCGGCAGCAAUUUGCCCGGUAUGAACUGUUGGGAAUGCGAAAUACACUACCUUGA
Penicillium mononematosum is the source of this 1002-nucleotide messenger RNA. RefSeq lists its product as uncharacterized. Bases 1 to 1002 code for a protein of 333 amino acids. The transcript has a single exon. The record is from RefSeq and is a predicted model, not a curated record. Lineage: Eukaryota; Fungi; Ascomycota; Eurotiomycetes; Eurotiales; Aspergillaceae.